Babjeviella inositovora NRRL Y-12698 is the source of this 860-nucleotide messenger RNA. RefSeq lists its product as uncharacterized. The transcript has a single exon. The coding region runs from base 10 to 393 and encodes 127 amino acids. Lineage: Eukaryota; Fungi; Ascomycota; Pichiomycetes; Serinales. The record is from RefSeq and is a predicted model, not a curated record.
CGACCAAACAUGGUGGGUGGUAUGGAACUGGGAUUUUACGCUAAAACAGAGAUUGUGAAAGAUAUAAUAGAGAUUUUGCGAUAUCCAUAUAGCCACCUUCGAGUACGUCUCUAUGAACCACCCAUAGCUUUGAUAGGCACCAGUGACGUCGGCAGUCUGAUUCUGCAUAUGCAUCACUGUAUGCUCGUCACUCACGGAAAAAGGUCUUCCUCAUCCAUCUCGCUUCACUCACGCUUGUUAUUCCUCUUGGAUGUUAUUGCUUCACGCUCAACCACUGAGAGUCUGUCCAUCAGAAGGUUUGAAAACAGUGCGUGCUACCAUAAUUCUUGGGAGUGUGGCGUAGUUGGUAGCGCGUCCGCUUUGCAUGCGGAAGGUCUCUGGUUCGAUCCCUGACUCUUCCAAACUUUUUGUGAUACCAAACUAUGGAUAUAAUUUUUUUUCAAAUAAGGCAUUAGUAGCUUUAUUACCUCCCUGUGCUUAAUACUGGAAAGGUAUGGCGUUUUUGAUGAGUGUACUCAAAUUUCCCAUAUGGCUAUCCCGUGUAAGAGCAACGCAAAUACAAAAUUGGGUCUUGGCUCACACCGUACUCUCCUCGACUCUAAUCUGAACGUGCCUUCACUAUUAGUGAGAAGCAGACUGCCUUGUAGACUGAACAGCAAUGCUUUAAAUAUACUAAUUAUUCCCCAUAUAAAUCAUAGCACUCAAACCACUCCCCAUUCUGUUUCAGUGCCACAUCGGACUCUCCGCUGCCAUGGAGGGCCCCAGAGAUGAGGCAUACAUGUCCUAAAGUCUGGACUUAUUAAAAGACACUGGUCGAGUUAUCACACCAAACUCUUGGUUACCCACAAAGCAAUAUUUCC